UCAUUCAAGCUACGGUAUGCGAAGUCCAACCACUGCGGCACGUUUCUAUAUUAGAAUGUGACUGAUUCACACAGCUACGCUCUUCAGUCUUGUUUGAACAUUCGGACAGUACUCUGCCCGCUUGUUCAAGUGUAGUGAAGAAAAAAUCAUCAUCAUGUAUGUUUGUUCGUUCUUUUUUUACAUUACAUUACUCUAGUAUUAUAAUAAGUUAUUAUAUCAGGGUCCGAUGAAGCCUUUUGGGUCAUACUUCAAUUGAAUCUUCUACAGAAAUAGCUAGUCUUAUUUGUCCGGUCCGUAGCGCUUAUAUUCAAUAACAAUGAAAGUACAGUAAACAGCGGAGCGAUCUUUUCCGCCCCUUCGGGUGGCGCCAAACCACGUGACCCUGCAGCCUGAUCGGACCCCCUCCCAUCUCCGCGCGCAGGUUGCGUCACGAUCACAGCGCGUCGCGUCGCGUCUUCUGCGGUUUGGUCCCGGUGCAGGUGCUCAGGAUGGCGCUCAUCUCCAUCGAAGACCUCGCGGAGUUAGACGACGAGCAGCUGGAGGAUGACAUGACGGACGGCUCUGAACCAAUGGAAGACAACAGCGAGGAGAGGCUGUACGCCCACUGGCAGGCUGUGGCCAGCACGCACCAGGUCUCCGUCCCGCGAGAAAUGACAGGUCCAAUUCAGGAGAUGACGAGAAGGAACCAGGAGCGGGAACAAGUGCCAUUCGUUCCUGUGUCUCGGCAUGAGAAGCUGGGAGAGACAGUAUAUGAGGAGAGGGUGUACCCGCCAGGCAAGUGGGCCUGCGUCACCAGGGCGGAGAAGCUGUACGAGCAGAGCAUCUCCAUGGGCUUCAUGAAACUCAUGCGCUACAUCUGCAAGGAGAACUCUCUGGGCCGCUACCUGGGUAUGACCGUGCCCGUUGUGACCGAGAUUCAGAUGCUCGAGGAUGGCAGUGGAUUUGUCAAGGAUGUGAUGACUGCAUACUACCUGCCGGCGGCGUUCCAGGACAAUCCACCUGAACCCAUGGACCCCGACAUUUACAUUGUCCAGCGAGAGUCGCUGCGAGUCACCACCAGGGUGUUCCGCGGCACCACCACGGAGGAGACCAUCAUGAACCAGGUCGGCCAGCUCUGGGAGCUACUGGGCAACACUGACACGCUGCGCCGUGACGCCUACAUAGUGGCAGUGUUCGAGAACCCGGGUGUGUCCUGCCGCAGGAAUGAGAUUUGGUUCCUCCAUCGUGAUCCCUAGGACCUGAUCCAGCCAUAGCAGUUACUACUGAUGUUCCCACCAUCACAGGUCACCGCUGCCAACACCUCUACCCCCACUGCUUCCCAUAAUCCACAGCAUGAUGCCUCCAGUAACACAGAGUUGUACAAUGUAUAGGUUCAAACAGCCAGUGUGUCUGCUUAGACUCUUAAAAGGUGUUGUCCUGGCUCAGUCUCUCUAUAACGGAGCAGGAAAUAAGACAACAGUUUGCUUCUGCCUGACUUCUGUUUUUCACACGAUACAUAUUUGGGGAAAUAACUCUCAUAUGUAGGGAAUUUGAUGACCCUGUGAUCUUGCAUGUUACUAAUCCUCUGCUGUAAUUUUUUUUUUUUUUUUUUUGUAUAACCAAGCAAUCUUAACAGUACUCAGCGCCCAAAUUUGAUUGAAUAAAUGCUUCGUUAAGCAAACAAACAAUGGUAAACGAAGGAUGAAGUAGCUGCAGUUACAAUGUAUAGCAAGCAUGUGGGGCCCAAGUUUGACUACUGGAUUCCACUGGUUUUUGUCCUACCUCAGCUUUAAACUUUAUUCUGUUUCAUCUUUAUUGUAGAGGAUGUCCGUUUCAAAUGGAAAAAGUAGAGUCUUGAGGACUUUCUGCUCCGAUACUUUGUCAUUCCUACGAUCGUGAGACAUGGAAAGGGCUGAAGCAGAUUUACAGUACAGUUGCACACUACUACAAACCCUGUCCAUUCCUUUGGAAGAAACAGGCAGGAAAUUACAGUAUAACAUGUAAGCUGUCUCACCUAUCAGGCAAAAGUUGAGUAUAAACUGCAGAUACUGUGUCUCAAGAGAUUAACGUUGAGGUGUAUUGGAAGUGUUCAUGUCUUAAUUCAUAUCAGUACCCCCCCCAACUUCUUACUAGCAUUGUAGGUGGAUUCAUUUGAAAAGUAAAUCUUUUUUUUGCACAAUGCUACUUUCCCUCAGUUCCAGAAGGUUCUUUUUACUGCCUACUUUCACUGCUGAAGUGGCUCUGUAAAGGUUUUGAACGAGUGAUCCAUUAAAUGCCGUUUCCGUUGUUAACCUCAUAUAAAAUAAUUUUCCACGGCAAAUAAUACUUUAGUUAACCUUUUCUAACGUUUGUGUAUGAGAAGGAACAACCUUAUAAAUGGUAAUCCUAUAAUUUGUAAAUAUUUAAUGAUUGUAUUUAAUAUAGCUUUUUUCAAUGAGUAAUGAAAGAAAGAUGUGUAUUUAACAAGAUUACAGCUCGUCUUUAACACAACUUUAUGAGAAGGGCAUUUAGUAGAAUUUGUAUUAUUUAUCUUUGGUCAUGGGACAUAGACCAUUCCAUUUGCAUUCAUUGUCCUAUGAAAGAAUAUUAGACAUAAGUCCAACGUUUAUACUGUGCCAGUAAUUGAGAGCCAAGACUUCUAUUAUUUCUUUAAAACUGGACCGUGAACGUGGCAUUUACAGUGACCUGCUCCAUGCACUUGAGUACAUUAAGAUGACUCACUUUAUAAUGACAAAAUAACACUUUGGAUAGUAACUGGCAUUAAAGUAUUUUUGACAUUCAUUUACUCACAGUGCUUUGUGUUGUGAAAAUUUUAUAUGGAAUGAACAAAGGGUUAAACAAUUUAAUUUGUACAAUCAUACCUACAGCAAGGUGCAGAAAGUGACAAUCCUUUUUACAAUCGCAGUUAAACUGAAAUGGUUCAGGAGCCUUUUGUGAAAUUAAAUAUUUAUUACACAUUAAAAAUUUUGUGUUCUUAAAAAGGAAAUAUUAUUGCUUUUAUGAUGCAUGUGGAUUUGCAAAAUGUGUUGAUGUACAUUAUUACAGUGGGCGUUGUGUGUGUGUGUGUUUAGUUUUUAAUAGAGAAAGGAAAAUAAUUGCACUUUUAAUUUGACGGUAUAUUGUCACCAACCAGCAGAAUCUGCCUUGUUUUUCCUUUUCAUAAUUGUUCCUGAAUUGUAUUUCAAAAAAGUGGCACCAUUGGAAAGUGUGGUAUUGUUUUCAGUCCAUUUUUUGAUACUGCUGCAAAAUUCUGUGCAGUAAUUUUUUCAACCUUUUAGUUUUGGUACAAAUGUUUUGUGUUCAAUAAAAUUUUAAUCCUU
Messenger RNA from Scleropages formosus (Asian bonytongue), 3299 nucleotides. It is a transcript of the gene soul4, whose product is annotated as heme-binding protein soul4. The transcript is spliced from 6 exons. NCBI's taxonomy places the organism in Eukaryota, Metazoa, Chordata, Actinopteri, Osteoglossiformes, Osteoglossidae. Bases 489 to 1235 code for a protein of 248 amino acids. Gene Ontology annotation, molecular function: heme binding. The record is from RefSeq and is a predicted model, not a curated record.